AUGACGGGUCAAUUAACUCAAGAAGAAAUGGACCGAGUCACGGAACUCACCAGGAAAAUGAUUUCGUGGAAAGGCCAGAACACAGUCAUGAGAGGUUUCUUACAGCUAUAUCAAACUAAACCUCCGGAAUUGCCUGUUCUAGAAGCGAGGGUGGCAAAAUACCUCCAAUUAUACGAGCAUUUUGAGACCCUGAUGGAUGAAUUGGAUGAGCUGGACCAAGCGGGAAAAUAUCACAAACUAGCAGAAAGAUUUGAAAUUGAAGCAACACAUUUUGAAGUGUUAACAGAAGCGGAGAGGGCAAAAAACCCUCGCCCAUCAGCAUCAGCAUCAACUAUUGAAGACCAAGAAACGAAUGCACGAACCGUUUCCAGUCUAUCUGUAUCAAGAUACAAAGUGAAAUUACCUGAAUCAAAGCUUCCUAUAUUCAAAGGUGAUGUAGGCAAAUACAUUUCAUGGAAAACAGAAUUUAAUUCCGUGAUUGGCAAUCGAGACGACAUCGAUCCUGCCGACAAACUCAGGUUCCUCAAAUCAGCAUUGGAAGGCGAGGCAUACAACAAAAUUCAAAUGCUAGACUUAAAUGAUGCUAAUUAUGAGCGAGCAUGGCAAGUACUCGACAAGGUAUAUUAUGAUGAACGAGUUAUCAUCUCUCGUCAUCUUCAUGCACUCUUAAGCCUGCCACGCCAGGACAAGGAGGAAGCCAGCGGACUUUCCAAUCUCGUCGAUAUAACACGGCAGCAUCUGGAAUCUCUGAAGUCAAUGGACGUAGACAUUGGAGAACCCAUCAUAGUAGCCUUACUUGAGCGGAGAAUCCAUAAAACCACGUUGGACGCGUGGGAUGAAAAGCAGGAACGAGACAAGUUCCCAAAGCUUGAUGACAUGUUGGAGUUCAUAUCCAGGAGAGCUUCCAGACUACUGACUCGUGCCAAAGACAAGCCAGUACAGAUGCAAACAAACACGAGUGCCAAACAAAACGCUCAAAAAUCAAAUACGCAGAAAAGGCUGCCACAAUCAACGCAUGCAUUUACGGCAGCCCCAAGCAAAGCCUGUCCAGCGUGUCAGGAAACACAACAUUUUUCCAUCUAUCGAUGCGAAAAAUUCAAGACAUUGCCAGUCACCGAACGAGUAAAAAUUGCUACUGAGGCAAAGGUAUGUCUAAACUGCUUAAAUCAUCAUGGGAAAAUUCCCUGUCGCUACGGGCCCUGCAAGCAUUGCCCCGAAUAUCAUAAUACAUUAUUACAUCGAGAUCAAAGCAAUUCACAAAAGACAACAGUCAUGACAGCAAGAACUCUAUCAAACCAGCUCAUGACUACUGCUAUCAUUCACGUGCUCGAUAAAUCACAGCGAGCCGUGAAAUGCCGUGUCUUGUUGGACACGGGAGCAUCAUCAAAUUUCAUGACGGAAAGAUUGACAAACAUUCUCAAUCUACACCGCAAACCAUACAAAAUUCCAAUUGAGACACUACACGAGCUCAAUACAUUCACGAAAGACGUGGUGACAGCCACCAUCAAAUCAACACAAUCUCAAUAUUCAAUGGAGUUGAGUUUCCUCACGGUGCCACGAAUUGCAAGUAACAUUCCCAUGGAAACAGUAUCACGUGAGUCACUCAACAUUCCAAAGAACAUUCGUCUGGCAGAUCCAGAAUUUCAUGUACCAGCACCAGUGGAUUUACUCAUCGGCACAGGGCCGACACUGGACCUUCUAAGCAUUGGGCAAAUCAAAUUGUCCUCACCAAACAGUCCACCACUAUCGCUGCAAAAGACACAGUUGGGAUGGAUUAUUGGUGGGACAAUGCCCACAGAGUCGAGCACCUCUGCACCAGCAAGAUGCCACUUUACAAAUGUCAGCCAGAAGAAAGAAGACAUCACCUUCGAUCUCCAACGAUUUUGGGAGAUUGAGGAAGGUCCCCAAGAAAAACAUUUAUCCAAGGAAGAACUUCAAACCGUGGAGCACUUCAAGCAGUCAUUCAGCAGAGAUAGUUCAGGGCGUUACACAGUCGCGCUCCCAUUCAACGGAAAAGAAAAACUGUUGGGUGAGUCCUAUUCAAUGGCAUUAAAAAGAUACCAUGGACUUGAACGUAAAUUCAAUCGCGAUCCAGAGCUUCAACAGCAAUAUUCUUCCAAUAUUCAAGAAUAUCUCCAACUUAAUUACUUGACCGAGGUCAAGGAUGCAUCAGAACCAGGUUUUUAUUUACCUCAUCACGCAGUAGUAAAAAAAGACAGUCUGAAAACAAAAGUACGCGUAGUUUACGAUGCAUCAGCUAAAUCAACUACCAACAUUUCCCUCAAUGAUUGUCUCAUGGUGGGACCAACAUUACAAGCAGACAUCUUCUGGUUAAUACUCCAAUUCCGUUGCCAGCCAUACGUAUUAACUGGUGACAUUGAAAAAAUGUAUUUACAAUUUUCAAUUAGACCAGAGGAUCGCAAAUACCAAAGGAUACUCUGGAGAAAAGCAAAUGGAGAGCUCGCGACGUUCCAACUCAACAACGUCACCUUCGGCCUGGCUUCAUCUCCAUUCCAAGCAGUACAAUGCUUGCAUCAAUUAGCAGACGAUGAAGCCCACCGAUAUCCAGAAGCAGCAGAAAUUUUAAAAACAAACGUAUACAUGGACGACUUACUCACAGGGUUUGAAACCAUUCAAGGAGGUAUUCAGACUCGUGAAGCAAUCACCAGUCUCCUGGAGGCAGGAGGCCUAACUAUUCGUCAUUGGGCCUCCAACAAUCCUCAACUUCUUCAGGGACUACCUCCAGAAGCCAUUCACCAGACACUCCAGCUAGAUGAGGGAUCUACUCUCAAGACUUUGGGAGUAUUCUGGGAUGCUCAAUCAGAUUCCAUCGUCUACACAGUCAAACCAGUUGUCCAGAAGAAGACAAUCACAAAGAGAUUCAUCAUGUCAGAAAUAGCCAAAAUCUACGAUCCACUUGGUUUGCUGGGACCAGUCAUCCUCUCAGCAAAAACCAUAAUUCAAAAAUUAUGGCAAGUCAAAAGCAGCUGGGAUGAAUCUGUUCCGGAGCACAUUCAGACAGAAUGGACAGAAUUCUGUUUACAACUCAACACACUUUUAUAUGAGAGUUUAGUAGUGCGAUUUCGCAGGGUGGCUGAUCCGUUGAUUGAAGGGUGUUGA
Molecule: messenger RNA, 3120 nt
Organism: Diachasmimorpha longicaudata
Lineage: Eukaryota; Metazoa; Arthropoda; Insecta; Hymenoptera; Braconidae
Exons: 1
Coding region: 1-3120 (1039 amino acids)
Source: RefSeq, a predicted model, not a curated record